UCAGAAUGGUCUCAAUGACACGUUAUGAAGUCAGCAGCCUAUCUCUGUUUCUCAAAUAUAUUAGAAAGAACAGAAUACCACUGUGAUAGAACAUUUAGACUCUAAUUUAGCUCAGCAUGAAAGCAUUUAGCAUCUUCAUCUGGGUGUUCAUCACCCUGCUGCUGUUGCUGCUGCUGGAGAGUUCAUCAUGUGCUGGUGACUCAAGUGUUGUGAAUCCCUGUUGCUACUACCCUUGUCAACAUGCAGGAGUGUGCAUGCGAUUUGGUACAGACAGUUUCAAAUGUGACUGCACUCGCACUGGCUUUUAUGGAGACAACUGCACUAUUCCGGAGUUUUGGACCAGAAUUCAACUCAUGCUGAAGCCCAGUCCUUCUGUGACUCACUUCAUCCUUACUCACUUCCCGUGGUUUUGGUACCUGAUAAACAACUCUUUCCUACGAGACACCUUCAUGAGAUUAGUGUUGACAGCCAGGAGUGACCUUAUUCCAAGCCCUCCCACCUACAAUACCAAAUAUGGAUACAUUAACUGGGAGUCCUACUCUAAUAUCACCUACUACACUCGGCUCCUUCCUCCUAUACCUGAAGACUGUCCUUUGCCCAUGGGCGCUAAAGGUAAACCUGUUCUUCCUGAUGCCAAAGUCUUCGUUGAGAGGUUUUUCAAGAGACAGAAGUUUAGGCCAGAUCCUCAGGGAACCAAUUUGAUGUUUACCUUUAUGGCUCAACACUUCACGCACCAGUUCUUCAAGACAAACCAUAAAGUUCAAGGGGGCUUCACCAAGGGUUUGGGGCAUGGGGUAGACGCGAGCAACAUCUAUGGAGAAGAUCUCGUGAGACAACAUCAACUUCGGCUUCAUAAAGAUGGAAAGCUGAAGUAUCAGCUGGUAAAUGGUGAGGUGUACCCUCCUACAGUGUCUGAGGUCCCAGUGCACAUGGUGUAUCCUGAAAACAUCCCAGCAGACAAGCGUCUGGCAAUCGGUCAGGAGGUAUUUGGCAUCCUGCCGGGUCUAACCAUGUAUGCCACCAUAUGGCUGCGGGAACAUAACAGAGUCUGUGACAUCCUGAAGGCAGAACAUCCCACCUGGGAUGAUGAGCAGCUUUUCCAGACAGCCAGACUCAUCCUUAUUGGUGAGAUCAUCAACAUUAUAAUAGAAGAGUAUGUGCAGCACCUGAGUGGCUACAUGCUGGACUUGAAGUUUGACCCGUCCCUGCUCUUCAAUACACGUUUCCAGUAUAACAAUCGGAUCGCCCUGGAGUUCUGCCACCUCUACCACUGGCACCCUCUGAUGCCUGACAGCAUAGUCAUAGAGGGAGAGGAAAUACCAUACUCUCAGUUUUUAUACAACACCUCCCUCCUGAUGCAUUACGGGGUGGAAAGGCUGGUGGAUGCAUUCUCUCGACAGAUUGCAGGACAGAUAGGAGGAGGUCACAACUCUCAUCAAGUGGUGCUUAAAGUUGCAGAAAUGGUCAUCAGAGAAUCCAGAGCUACACGUGUGCAGCCUUUCAAUGAAUAUAGGAAGAAGUUUAACCUGAAGCCUUACACAUCUUUUGAUGAAUUAACUGACAACACUGAAAUAGCCCGAGGUUUAGAAGAAGUCUACGGUGACAUAGACGCCCUGGAGUUUUACCCAGGCAUAAUGCUAGAGAAAACCCGUCCUAAUGCCAUUUUUGGAGAGAGCAUGGUGGAGAUGGGUGCUCCAUUUUCCCUGAAAGGCCUGCUUGGAAACCCAAUCUGCUCGCCUGAAUACUGGAAGCCCAGCACCUUUGGAGGAGAAACCGGCUUUAAUAUUGUCAAGACGGCCACUCUGAAAAAACUGGUGUGUCUCAACAGCAAAUGGUGUCCAUACGUGGACUUCCAUGUGCCGCGCAAUGAGGACGAGGCAAAACCGAGGAAACCGUCCACUGAACUUUGAAUUCCGACCUGAAUUAUUAUCCUACUCAGACCCAGUUUUUUGACUUUUACUGAGAAAGGAUGAUUUUAAUACUCAGUAGGUGUAACCCUGUCAGCAGUGAAUGAUGAUGAUGAUUACUUGAUACUCAGCACGACAGUUCCUCUAAACCUUGAUUUGUUUUUUUUACAUGCUUUAAUUUGCAGGCUUUUGAAUAAGAUUAUACUUUUUAAACUAAAAAAAAAAGGAAAACUUGUGUAUUUUUAAAGUGCAAAAAAUAAAUGUGAGAGACACCAAAGAUUGAUGUGUUAUUUUUGAUCAAAAUGAGCGUUUAAUCUCUGAGAAACAUUGUCAUUCAAUAAUAACAGGAGAUUUACGAAUAAAUCAAAGUGUUUUGGCAAA
Molecule: messenger RNA, 2288 nt
Organism: Oreochromis aureus
Lineage: Eukaryota; Metazoa; Chordata; Actinopteri; Cichliformes; Cichlidae
Gene: ptgs1
Product: prostaglandin-endoperoxide synthase 1
Exons: 11
Coding region: 117-1910 (597 amino acids)
Biological process (GO): response to oxidative stress; cyclooxygenase pathway
Cellular component (GO): neuron projection; cytoplasm
Molecular function (GO): oxidoreductase activity, acting on single donors with incorporation of molecular oxygen, incorporation of two atoms of oxygen; prostaglandin-endoperoxide synthase activity; heme binding
Source: RefSeq, a predicted model, not a curated record